AUGAAACCUACGCUCUUCUUCGGAUGCUUCUUGGCCAUAGAGGCCGCCGCGAGCUGCUCGUGGAAGCCGUCGACGGUCAAGAUAGACACACACUCGCACUUCCUCCCCGACUUCUACGCCCAAGCGCUACGGGAUGCCGGGCAUCUGCCCGGCCCCGAUGGGAUGCCCAGUAUACCUGAAUGGUCGCCCGAGGCGCACCUCUCGUUCAUGGAAUCGCAAAACAUUGAAAAGUCCUACCUGUCCAUCUCCAGCCCGGGCGUCUACCUGUCCGUGCCGUCGCGCCCCGCGACGGAACAGGCAAUCUCGCUCGCGCGCAGGGUCAACGAGUACGCUUCGCGCUUGAAGGCCGAGUACCCGGACAAAUUCGGCUUCUUCGCCUCUCUCCCCCUGCCCGACGUGGCCGCGUCCGUCGACGAGAUCACCUACUGCUUCACCAAGCUGGACCCGAAGCCCGACGGCGUCGUGCUCAUGUCCAACGCGUACGGGCUGUACUUUGGCGACCCGGCCAUGGACCCGGUGUACAAGGCGCUCGACGCCCUCAACGCGACCGUCUUCGAGCACCCCGCCGUCCCGUGCACCGAGCACAACCAUCAGCAGUUCCAGAUCGACGGGCCCGACCCCGGCAUCACGCCCGAGAAGUGGCUGGCCCUCAACAGGCCGAUCGACGCGCGGAUGGGGCGGGCGCCGACGCUCGACUUCCCCUUCGAGACGGCCCGCACCUUCGCCGACCUGUUCUACUCGACGGUGCCGACCAGGUUCCCCUCCAUCGAGUGGAUCAUGCCGCACGCCGGCGGCGCCCUCAUUCCGACGAUUGAUCGGAUCGUCGGCUUCAGCACGCCCGAGCUCAACCUGACGGAGGCGUCGAUGAAGGCCACCCUCGAGCGCAGCUUCUACUUCGAUCUCGCCGGCCCGUGGCCCGUCACGUCGGCCAUCCCGGCGCUGAUGCGCUGGGUAAGCCAUGAGAAAAUCGUGUGGGGGAGCGACGUGCCUUUCACCCCGUGGGCCGUGGCGAAGGUCGGGGCUGCCAAGUUCGAUAUUGGAGUAGCGAAGGUCUUCAACAGUACGGAUGACGCCCAAGACGUCAGGAGGUGCAACGCCGCAAGGCUAUUUGGAUGA
Messenger RNA from Colletotrichum graminicola M1.001, 1116 nucleotides. Its product is annotated as amidohydrolase. Bases 1 to 1116 code for a protein of 371 amino acids. Gene Ontology annotation, molecular function: carboxy-lyase activity; hydrolase activity. Gene Ontology annotation, biological process: secondary metabolic process. The record is from RefSeq and is a predicted model, not a curated record. The transcript has 2 exons. Gene Ontology annotation, cellular component: cytoplasm; cytosol. NCBI's taxonomy places the organism in Eukaryota, Fungi, Ascomycota, Sordariomycetes, Glomerellales, Glomerellaceae.